AUGGAGGGAGCCUGGGCCGGGAGACAGUGCCGGACCGGGUCUGCUGGCCUGGACGGGACUGGGCGGAAGUGGAGACAGCUGUGGGUCCGGCGCCUUUCCCUGUGCCCCGCCCCCCUGGGACCGUCCCCCUCCCUCCUGUUCGCCGGCCACACUUUGGCCGCCGGCAAUGAUAUUGCUGACAGGAUGAGGAUGGAUGCUGGGGAAGUCGCUUUAGUGACUCACAAUUCCACAGUCACAGCCCAUCUCCAGCCACAGACAGCUCGACCAGAGGACCAGCUCUCCCUUUCUGACCAUCAGAUUUUACCUUCCACACAAGGCAAUUUGGACCGAUUGUUUACAUGUUCUACAGGAAGUGAAGCUUAUAGUCCGAAUUAUUACUCAGACAAUCCUUCCUCAGACAGUUUUCUUGGCUCAGGUGAUUUAAGAACUUUUGGCCAGAGUGCGAAUGGCCAAUGGAGAAAUUCCACUGCAGCAUCAGGUUCAACUUCACAAAAAUCAAGAAACAGCCGAAGUAUUUUCCUCGAAACCCGAAAGACCUCAAGUGGAUUAUCGAACGCUUUUAUGGGAAAGUCAAACCAUCACUGCCAUGUGUCUGCAUAUGAAAAAUCUUUUCCUAUUAAGCCUGUCCCAAGUCCAUCUUGGAGUGGUUCAUGUCGUCGAAACCUUUUGAGUCCCAAGAAAACUCAGAGACGACAUGUUAGCACAGCAGAAGAGACAGUUCAAGAAGAAGAAAAAGAGAUUUACAGACAGCUGCUACAGAUGGUUACAGGGAAACAGUUUUCAGUAGCCAAACCCACAACACAUUUUCCCUUACACCUGUCUCGAUGUCUUAGUUCCAGUAAGAAUACUUUGAAAGACCCACUGUUUAGAAAUGGAAAUUCUUGUGCAGCUCAUAUCAUUGGCUCUGAUACUUCCUCAUCUGGAUCAGCCAGCAUUUUAAAUACCCAGGAACAACUAUCCCAUGGUUUUUAUCCCCUAUCCUCCUACACCCCAGAAACUGUUGCAUUUGGAUCCAAAGAUUCAGAUCCUCUCCAUCAACUCCACUAUCACCAUUCUCUUCCACAUCAGCCAGAUAACUUACCAGCUUCAAAUACACAAUCUGAAGGAUCAGACUCUGUCAUUUUACUCAAAGUGAAAGAUUCCCAGACUCCAGCGCCAAGUCCUACCUUUUUCCAGGCUGAGCUGUGGAUCAAAGAAUUAACUAGUGUUUACGAUUCUCGAGCACGGGAGAGAUUGCGUCAGAUUGAAGAGCAGAAAGCACUGGCAUUGCAACUUCAAAAUCAGCGAUUGCAGGAACAUUCAGUACAUGAUUCGGUAGAACUGCAUCUUCGUGUACCUCUUGAAAAGGAGAUCCCUGUCACGAUUGUCCAAGAAACAGAAAAGAAGGGUCAUAAAGUAAAUGAUAGUGAAGAUGAAUUUCCUGAAAUUACACAGGAAAUGGAGAAAGAAAUAAAGAAUGUUUUUCGUAAUGGGAAUCAAGAUGAAGUUCUCAGUGAAGCUUUCCGUUUAACCAUUACACGCAAAGAUAUUCAAACUCUAAAUCAUCUAAACUGGCUCAAUGAUGAGAUCAUCAAUUUCUACAUGAACAUGCUAAUGGAACGAAGUAAAGAGAAGGGAUUGCCAAGUGUGCAUGCAUUUAAUACCUUUUUCUUCACUAAGUUAAAAACGGCUGGGUAUCAGGCGGUGAAACGUUGGACGAAGAAAGUGGAUGUAUUUUCAGUUGACAUCCUUUUGGUGCCCAUUCACCUGGGAGUGCACUGGUGUUUAGCUGUUGUGGAUUUUAGAAAGAAAAAUAUUACCUAUUAUGACUCUAUGGGUGGGAUAAACAAUGAAGCCUGCAAGAUUCUCUUACAUUAUCUAAAGCAAGAAAGCUUUGACAAGAAAAGGGAAGCGUUUGACACCAAUGGCUGGCAGCUCUUCAGCAAGAAAAGCCAGGAAAUUCCCCAGCAGAUGAAUGGUAGCGACUGUGGGAUGUUCGCCUGCAAAUAUGCUGACUGCAUUAGCAAAGACAGACCAAUCAACUUCACUCAGCAACACAUGCCAUACUUCCGGAAGCGGAUGGUCUGGGAGAUCCUCCACCGAAAGCUCUUGUGA
This is a messenger RNA of Chrysochloris asiatica (Cape golden mole), 2094 nucleotides long. RefSeq names its product SUMO1/sentrin specific peptidase 1 (gene SENP1). Lineage: Eukaryota; Metazoa; Chordata; Mammalia; Afrosoricida; Chrysochloridae. The transcript is spliced from 17 exons. Gene Ontology annotation, cellular component: nucleus. Gene Ontology annotation, molecular function: deSUMOylase activity. The record is from RefSeq and is a predicted model, not a curated record. The coding region runs from base 1 to 2094 and encodes 697 amino acids. Gene Ontology annotation, biological process: protein desumoylation.